AUGCCGCCACCACCCCCUCCGCCUCCGCCCAUGCCGCCCAUGGGACGAGGCGCUGGAGGGCCGCCGCCGCCGCCAAUGCCAGGAAUGAAGGCGCCCGGGGGCAAAGCACCGGCUGCCGCUAAUGCGUCACAGGGAGCGCUGCUGGGAGACAUCAGCAAGGGCACCAGGCUGCGGAAAGUCACACAGAUCAACGACCGUUCGGCGCCAAUUGUGGGCAAAGUGAGCGACGGGCCCAGUGCAGCGCCCAUGGGGGCACCAGCCAUCCCCGGCAUGGGCAGGGCGCCCGCCGUGCCAGGCCUUGCGCCGCCCGUGCCUGGGGGGAACCGCGCAAGAAGCAACAGCGACACCAACGACGGCGGCGGCGGCGGCCUGGCUGCCGCGCCACAGCUGGGCGGGCUGUUCGCGGGAGGCAUGCCCAAGCUGCGCAAGUCGGGCGGUGUCAAGACGGGCGCGGAUCAAGACCAUGCGCCAUACCUCUCAGAUCCCGAAUCAAGUCGCGCCUCAGCACCCACACCGCCGCGAGGAGCUGCCCCCAGGCCUCCAGGCCCUCCCCCCUCGGCGCCCCCCGCGCCGCCAGGAGCUCGACCGGCCCUCGGCGCCCUGCGUGGCCUCGAGUCGCGGCCCUCGUCAGUGGCCUCGAGCAUAAGCGGAAAGCCCAAGCCGCCCCCGCCCAUUGGGAAGAAGCCGCCCAUCCCACCUCCAUCGUCUCGAAAGCCGUCUGGCCUCGCUCCUCCGCCGCCCGCUCCCUCUCCCGCUCGUGCACCGCCGGUUCCAGGAGGCGCCCCGCCUCCUCCACCACCAGUUUCCACGCCCUUUGCUCCUCCACCGCCGCCUCCUGCUUCCACCUCGCCCCGCCCUGCUGGGGCGCCGCCAGCGCCGCCUCCGCUACCUCCUCCCUCGCCAGCGCCACGAGCACCAGCACGGUCGACACCGCCCCCGCCUCCUACAGCGCCACCGCCAGCCAACCCGCCUGACGACGACGAGUAUGAUCCAUACAAAUACUCGACAUCUGCCCCUCCACCGCCCCCUCCAAACGGACAUGCGCCCUCGCUUGCAGAAACAGCAGCACGAAACGCCUUUGGUCGCUCGACGCCCGCUGCACCUCCACCGCCUCCCCCAGCAUCACCACCGGCAGCACCGGCGCCCCCUCCGCCCGCCAUGGCGCCCCCGAGCCGACAGGCCACUCAGACACCAUCACGUAUGAUGGAUGCAAGCUCAUACACCUUGACCAAUGGCGGAUCAGGUAUCAAGAGCCCAACCGGCUCCGGAGGCGGGGGUCACAAAGGCCGCGUUCGGCCGAUCCACGACUUGAGAUGGAGGUUCCAGGACGAAGGACAAUUCCCACGACCUCGAGAAUUCACAAACAGCCCCAAGAAAUAUCGUGCCGGCCGCGGCAGCAGCGUUCCAUUGGAUCUGAGUGCGUAUGAAUAGAAGUGACGACGGGCUUGGGAGCAGGUUUUUAUUUGCCAUUGAUGUUGACUCUCGUCAUGGGGGGUCGGUGGGGCUCGUUCAGGGAGGGAUACAUGGUUGAAGUUUAGCCUUGGUGUUUGUGGCGUCUUGGCGCAGAGCGGGCAUGUAUAUGCAUUGUGAGAACGUGAAGAAGACUG
Molecule: messenger RNA, 1607 nt
Organism: Exserohilum turcica Et28A
Lineage: Eukaryota; Fungi; Ascomycota; Dothideomycetes; Pleosporales; Pleosporaceae
Exons: 2
Coding region: 1-1431 (476 amino acids)
Molecular function (GO): actin binding
Source: RefSeq, a predicted model, not a curated record